Messenger RNA from Sungouiella intermedia, 1539 nucleotides. NCBI's taxonomy places the organism in Eukaryota, Fungi, Ascomycota, Pichiomycetes, Serinales, Metschnikowiaceae. The record is from the annotation of a GenBank genome assembly.
AUGUACUCGAAGGUAGUGGCAGGGAAAGAGGUAUGGAGAAUCCACGAUACUCAAUCUAAAUGGGAUCUAUUCAUUAUUAAUCCCACACUCGUCUUCGGGCCUAGUUUGUCGCCCACGACAUCGGAGAGUUUUGCCAUCAUGAAACAAUUCGGUGAUGGGAGUAUCAAAUCGGGACGUCCAAAACUUAGUCUUGGAGUUGUCGAUGUAAGAGAUGUUGCUGAAGCUUAUAUUAAAGCAGCAUUCACUUCUGCAGCUAAGGGCAGAUACCUCGUCAAUGGCAGCAACACUACUCUUCUCGGAAUCAGAAAGAUUAGACCGGAAUUUAAUGCUUAUCCACUUCCCAAGUCCGAGGUUCCCAAGGCUCUCGUCUGGCUUGUUGGUCCAAUAAUGCUGAAAGGUAUGACGAGAAAGUUCAUCUCACAGAACUCAGUAGAGGAGCUUGACUCAAUAGAAGAGCUUGACUCAGUAGAUGAAGUCGACUCAGUGGAAGAGCUCGACUCAAUAGAUGAAGUCGACCCAAUAGACGAACUUGACUCAAUAGACGAACUUGACUCAAUAGAGGAGCUCGACUCAGUAGAGGAGCUUGACUCAGUAGAUGAAGUCGACUCAGUGGAAGAGCUUGACUCAAUAGAUGAAGUCGACCCAAUAGACGAACUUGACUCAAUAGACGAACUUGACUCAAUAGAGGAGCUCGACUCAGUAGAUGAAGUCGACCCAAUAGACGAACUUGACUCAAUAGACGAACUUGACUCAAUAGAGGAGCUCGACUCAGUAGAAGAGCUUGACUCAACAGAUGAAGUGGACUCAGUAGAGGAGCUUGACUCAAUAGAAGAGCUCGACUCAGUAGAGGAGCUUGACUCAGUAGAUGAAGUCGACUCAGUGGAAGAGCUUGACUCAGUAGAUGAAGUCGACCCAAUAGACGAACUUGACUCAAUAGAGGAGCUCGACUCAGUGGAAGAGCUCGACUCAAUAGAUGAAGUCGACCCAAUAGACGAACUUGACUCAAUAGAGGAGCUCGACUCAAUAGAAGAGCUCGACUCAGUAGAGGAGCUUGACUCAGUAGAUGAAGUCGACUCAGUGGAAGAGCUUGACUCAGUAGAUGAAGUCGACCCAAUAGACGAACUUGACUCAAUAGACGAACUUGACUCAAUAGAGGAGCUCGACUCAGUGGAAGAGCUUGACUCAACAGAUGAAGUGGACUCAGUAGAGGAGCUUGACUCAAUAGAAGAGCUCGACUCAGUAGAGGAGCUCGACUCAGUAGAAGAGCUUGACUCAACAGAUGAAGUGGACUCAGUAGAGGAGCUUGACUCAAUAGAAGAGCUCGACUCAGUAGAGGAGCUUGACUCAGUAGAUGAAGUCGACUCAGUGGAAGAGCUUGACUCAACAGAUGAAGUGGACUCAGUAGAAGAGCUCGACUCAGUGGAAGAGCUCGACUCAAUAGAUGAAGUCGACUCAGUAGAGGAGCUUGACUCAGUAGAUGAAGUCGACUCAAUAGAUGAAGUGGACUCAGUGGAAGAGCAAGUUGCGUCCCAACAAUAG